AUGUCAACUGCUCCGGCUCCCGGCGCUUUGGGCUUGACAUUUACUGCCAUGCGAGCCAUGCAGGCGGUGGCGCUCAUCACCAUCAUCGGCCUGACGUCCAAUUUCAUAUCGGAAUUGGAGACGGCCCAGUAUGAAGCACCGUCGGCCCUCGUUGGUACUCUCGUCGUCUCCUGCCUCGCCGCCGUCUACGUCACCAUCAACUACAUCCUCUACUGGGACUCGAUGCUCCCGCUGCUCAUCUCGGCCGGAGCUGACAUACUCUGCCUCGUCGCCUUCAUCGUCGUCGCCUGCGUCAUCGGCAAGCCCGUCAGCUACCUCUCGUGCUCUCGAUUCUCCGACGACGGCAAAAUGGCCUGGUAUAUCCAGUCGCUCUUCCCCAACCUCGGCCGCAAGGACCGCUACUUUACCUGGGUCGACUCGCCCAAAGCGUCCUGCCUCAAGAUGAAGUCGAUCUGGGGCUUGAGCAUUUGCCUGUGCAUCCUGUUCCUCGUCUCCUCCGUCGUCUCAGCCUGCCUGUGGAAGCGCAUCAAGGGGGCCUGCUCGCGGCCCGGACCAAAGGAUAUCGAAUGA
Drechmeria coniospora is the source of this 570-nucleotide messenger RNA. RefSeq lists its product as uncharacterized. The coding region runs from base 1 to 570 and encodes 189 amino acids. Lineage: Eukaryota; Fungi; Ascomycota; Sordariomycetes; Hypocreales; Ophiocordycipitaceae. The transcript is spliced from 2 exons. The record is from RefSeq and is a predicted model, not a curated record.